Messenger RNA from Drosophila busckii, 3923 nucleotides. It is a transcript of the gene salr, whose product is annotated as homeotic protein spalt-major. The transcript is spliced from 7 exons. The record is from RefSeq and is a predicted model, not a curated record. Lineage: Eukaryota; Metazoa; Arthropoda; Insecta; Diptera; Drosophilidae. Gene Ontology annotation, biological process: regulation of transcription by RNA polymerase II. Bases 298 to 3498 code for a protein of 1066 amino acids. Gene Ontology annotation, cellular component: nucleus. Gene Ontology annotation, molecular function: DNA-binding transcription factor activity, RNA polymerase II-specific; RNA polymerase II cis-regulatory region sequence-specific DNA binding.
CAACAACAACAACAACAGCUAUAAAUAGCGCGCAAAACAAUUUAACAACAAUUUCGACAAUGUGCAAUAAAUCCAAAUAGUGAGCAACAAUUAAAUUAAAAACAAGUCCUGCAUUAAAAACAAAAAAAUUAAUCGAGCUGCCGUCGGCAAAUUCAAGGAAGCAGCCAAAGCAACAAAACUAAAGAUGCUAAAGCAAAGCGGAUAAAAAGUUUAAUAGGCGGUGCAUGAGCCAAGCAGUUGAACUAGCCAGCAGCUGGAGAUUGGAGUUGCAGUUGAAGCCAAAGCCGGCAGAGCGCGAUGUGUUCGAUAUUUCGGAAUCGCAUUAAUUAUCGAGGCACUCGCACGGGCGGCGCCAGUGCAGGCGCUGGCGCUAGCGAGGAGCCAAUGAGCAAGGAGCUGAACGCGGAUAGCAACAACAAUGCGGAGGAGUCGACGACGACGACGCCGCUGGAGCUGGAGACAGCAAGUGCUGCGGAGGCGGAGCAGUCGCAGCAGCAAUCGGAGAACAGCAAUGAGGCGCUGGAUUUAUCGAUAAUAACAGGCAAUAAUAAUAAUCGAUUGCCAAGCAGCGGGCAUGUGGCAUUGGAAGCUUUACAACAUACCAAAGUGGCGGUGGCACAAUUUGCGGCCACAGCGCUGGCAAAUGCCACAGCCGAGCCCAACGAGCUGACGCUGGUGCAAUCGACGAUCUACAAUGUGCAGCGGCAGCAUCUGAUGCAGCUGCAGCUGAUACAGCAUCUACAAAGUCAAUUGAAGCGAGCGGGGGGAGUGCUGAACGGGCAGCUGCAGCGAGAGGAAGAGGAGGAGCAGGAGUUGGAGGAGGAGGAGCAGCAGCUGGAGCUGGAGACUAAAGUAGAAGAGGAGGAGCAGAGUUUAAAGACUGAGCAGCAAGUGAAAGCGACGACGCCAACGACACCAACGACGACUGAGCCAGAAGCUGAGUCUGCAUACUCCAUGCCCAUGUGCGAUAUAAGCUCCAGUUUGGCCAGCAGCAUUAUAACCAAUCACGAUCCCCCACCAGCGCCCAAUGAGCCGAACUGCCUUGAAAUGUUGCAAAGACGCACGGAGGAGGUGCUGGACUCGGCGUCCCAAAGUUUGCAUGCAGCACAAAUGCAGGAGGAGUAUGCGGACUAUGCGUCCAAGGAGGCGCAGUCACGUGGCGAAAUCUUUAAGCAUCGCUGCAAAUAUUGUGGAAAGAUUUUCGGCAGCUACUCCGCAUUGCAAAUUCACUUGAGAUCGCACACAGGGGAGCGUCCGUUUCAUUGCAAUGUGUGCGGCAGCAAAUUCACCACCAAAGGGAAUCUCAAGGUGCAUUACCAGCGGCAUACGCAAAUCUUUCCGCCUAUGCUAAUGCCUGGGGUAAUCAAUGGGCAAACAGAGUUUACGCCGCUGCGACUGCCGCCGCCGCCAGCAGAAAAAGCAGCGCACGAAGCUGAAGCUGAAGAUCUAAGCAAAACAGCAAGCAAAUCCCCAACGCCUGAGCCAGCGCCAGCGCCGCCAGCAGCACCCCCAACCCCAGUUGUAGCUGAGCCAGAGCCGCCCAAAGAGCAGGCGAGACCAGCAAGCCAACCCAGACGCAAUGGCAACCUGCGUGGCAAGCGUCCAAACUCCGCACAGCCCAGUGAAGCGCCUGAUACGCCGCCUGAGCUGCCCAAAUUGUCACGUCGCUGCAGUCGCGAAUCGCUGCCCAUUGCAGCCGAAUACUCGCUCAGCCAAAUGGAGCGCAUUAUAGACAAGUCCUGGGAGGACUUAAUUGAAAUAGACAAAACCUCGGAAACUUCAAAGCUGCAGCAGCUGGUGGACAACAUUGAGAACAAGCUCACCGAUCCCAAUCAGUGCAUCUUUUGCCAGAAGGUCAUGUCAUGUCGCAGCAGCCUGCAAAUGCACAUACGCACGCAUACGGGCGAGCGUCCGUUUCGCUGCAAGAUUUGCGGACGCGCCUUUGCCACCAAGGGCAAUCUGAAGGCGCACAUGUCCAUACACAAGAUUAAGCCGCCCAUGCGCAGCCAGUUCAAGUGUCCGGUGUGCCAUCAAAAGUUCUCCAAUGGCAUCAUACUGCAGCAGCACAUACGCAUACACACUUUGGAUGAAUCGCAGCAGCAGCAGGCGCUGGAUGCAGAGCGUCUCGCAGGCGAGGAUCAGUGCUCGCAAAAAUCUUUAUGCAAUUCAGAUACUUUGGAUUUCUCCACUACCAUAUCCGAUCAUUCAAUUGAGCGCUCCGAGUCGUCACAAGGUGGCGACUUUGAUGAGCUGCUAACUAUGGACAGCACUGAGGAUUCCAUUGACAAGCCGCCAGCGGAUGCUGCAGAUGAACGCAGCCGUUCACGCUCUGAUCUUGAAAGCAACAGCGAGCUGCCUGCUAUGGAUUUGCGUCUUUACAAUGGCUCAACUGGCUCAACUUCGAUGCUGAGCAUGCCGCCGAAUCUGCUGCUCAUGGCUGCCGCACGCGAGGAGCUGCAGGCACAUGCCAAGUUUCCGCUGCUGCCCUUCGGACCGCUUGGAUUUAUGGGUCUGCAGGCGCCGCCAAAUGUGUGCAAUUUAUGCUUCAAAAUGCUGCCGAAUCUCGCAGCAUUGGAGUCUCAUCUACAGAGCGAACAUGCCAAAGAAUCUACGACCCAACCAGGUCGCAAUCAAAGCAAUGAAACAUCCGCCCCUAGCUAUGGACCCAAGCCUAGUGGAGCAGCUGACUGCAAGAGCCUACAUGACUGCUUGUUAUAUGCCUUGUUAGCCGAGAAUAUGGUGACUCUAUCAACGGCUCUGAUGUCCGCUGGUCCGCCCAGCUCCGCGCUGGAUCCGCCUGUCAACAACAAACAUUUCUGCCACGUCUGUCGUCGCAAUUUCAGCUCCAGCUCCGCGCUGCAGAUUCACAUGCGCACCCACACAGGCGACAAGCCCUUCCAGUGCAAUGUCUGCCAAAAAGCCUUCACCACCAAAGGCAAUUUGAAGGUGCACAUGGGCACGCACAUGUGGACAAAUCCCACUUCGCGUCGUGGGCGUCGCAUGUCCUUGGAGCUGCCUAUGCGUCCUGGUGGCGCGCCAGCUGCGCCAAGCGCUGAGCAGGAAUUUAUGCAGCGGCGUCCGGAGAUUUUCUUUCCCUACUUGCCGCCGUUUUUCAAUGGAUUGCCGCCCAAGCCCGGCGAGCUAAGUCCUGGCGCCUUUGCCAAUAUACCGCCGCCACACUUUCCCAAUGGCGCCAAGUAUCCGUAUCCGCCGGGUCUGCUGGGCUUUCCGGGCUUUCUGGGCGCUCCACCACAACAGCCCUACAGCCACAGCCUGGAGCGUCCGAGCAGCAGCAAAUCGCCAACGCCAGAGCCAGCGCAGAGUCCAACCUCGCGUGAGGAUGAUAACCACAUAUGGCAUCCGCUUAGUCGCAUUAAAUUGGAGCAUAAUCAAUGCGAGGAUGCGGCUGAGCAGGAGCAAGAGAAGACGCCAGUUGAGUCAGAGCGAGCGGCGGCGGCGGCGGCGGCAGGUGAGACAGAGACGGAGGAAUUGAAGUAGCUGAAGUUCGUACGUUUUUGGCCAAUUGGAACACACAUGGUUUUAUUGUGGAAAACAUAUCUUGAGCAUAACACAUACGCUAAGCUUGUUCUAGCACACACACACACACAAAUACACACAUAUACAUAUAAAAUAUAUAUAUAACCUCUGUGUCUAUAUUAAAUUUUAGCCUGAGUAUAACGAGUUAGCAAUGUCAGCGAAAAGAUCUUCAAGGCAUUUAAAUGCAUUAAGUUUAGGCCAUAAGUUGUAUAUUGAUAACGAUUACCAAUAACGAUUAAUCAAAGCUUACAGCACACACACACAAACACACACACAUACACACUUAACUAAUUUUAUGGCUAUUUAAAUAUUUAAUACUUAAUUAUAAUGUACUAAAAUUUAAUGCAAAAAGUAGUUACAUGUAAACUGUGGUAGUUGCAUCUAAA